Molecule: messenger RNA, 1862 nt
Organism: Megalops cyprinoides (Indo-Pacific tarpon)
Lineage: Eukaryota; Metazoa; Chordata; Actinopteri; Elopiformes; Megalopidae
Product: F-actin-capping protein subunit beta isoforms 1 and 2
Exons: 9
Coding region: 196-1014 (272 amino acids)
Biological process (GO): barbed-end actin filament capping; regulation of lamellipodium assembly; negative regulation of filopodium assembly
Cellular component (GO): F-actin capping protein complex; cytoplasm
Molecular function (GO): actin filament binding
Source: RefSeq, a predicted model, not a curated record
CUUCGGAGUCCCCCGGUUGAGGAAGUCAAGUCGCUGACAGGGCUGGGCUCCCGGAGAGAGGUUUAGGAACAGCAGCCCCUCGGAAGGGAUAAAAAUAAUAAUAAAAAAAGGAAAAAGCAUAUGCAAAAAUAAGCGAACGAAAGGCUAAAGCAGUCAAUCAGAAUAUACUCACUUCCGACACUGAGAGCCGCAGACAUGAAUGAACAGCAGCUGGAUUGUGCCCUCGACCUGAUGAGGCGCCUGCCUCCCCAGCAGAUCGAGAAGAACCUCAGCGACCUCAUCGAUCUGGUACCCGCCCUGUGCGAAGACCUGCUGUCCUCUGUGGACCAGCCCCUGAAGAUCGCGCGUGACAAGGUAGUGGGCAAGGACUACCUACUCUGUGACUACAACCGCGACGGCGACUCCUACAGAUCCCCCUGGAGUAAUAAGUAUGAGCCUCCGAUCGACGACGGCGCCAUGCCGUCUGCCCGGCUGCGCAAGCUGGAGGUGGAGGCCAACAACGCCUUCGACCAGUACAGAGACCUGUACUUCGAGGGGGGUGUGUCAUCAGUCUACCUGUGGGACCUGGACCACGGCUUCGCAGGUGUAAUUUUGAUCAAGAAGGCUGGGGACGGCUCCAAGAAGAUCAAAGGAUGCUGGGACUCCAUCCACGUGGUGGAGGUUCAGGAGAAGUCCAGUGGCCGCACAGCUCAUUACAAGCUGACCUCCACUGUGAUGCUGUGGCUGCAGACCACCAAGACGGGCUCUGGCACCAUGAACCUAGGUGGCAGCCUCACCAGACAGAUGGAGAAAGAUGAGACAGUGGGGGAGUCUUCCCCACACAUCGCCAACAUCGGCCGCCUGGUGGAGGACAUGGAGAAUAAGAUUCGGUCCACUCUAAAUGAGAUCUACUUUGGGAAGACAAAGGACAUUGUCAAUGGACUGAGGAGCGUUCAGACCUUGGCCGACAAGUCAAAGCAGGAGGCUCUGAAGAACGACCUAAUGGAGGCGCUCAAACGCAAACAACAGAGUUAGAUGCUCCCUCUCUCUCUCCCUCCCUCCCUCUUUGUCUGUCUCCUCCUCUCCUUCGCCUCACUCCCAGCAUCAGUCUGUGUCUGUUUCCCUGUCUCGCUCCAUCGCUCCCUCUCUCCAUCCUCACCGUAGGUGCUGCUCUCUUGUCCAUCGGUCUAAAAUAAAAGAGAAGCCGUGUUUUUCGUUGGUUCUUCUGCGUUUUCUCGUUUUUCAUCACAUUUUUUUUAUGAUAUAUAUUUUUGGAAGCAUCUCAUCCUCAUAAGGCAUUCACCCUCUGUGUUGUUACUGUUAUGAAUAUUAGUGUUAUGAUCAUUGAUUAUUAUAUACACCAUGAUAGCGAUGUUAAUAAAUCACAGAGGCUCUUUCAUCGUCAGUGUCUCGAGGGGCAAGUCAUGAUAGCACCAUCCCUCUGCCCUGCAGCCUACCUCUUGCAUGGCGAAGUAGAAGUGGUGGGGGGUGGGUGGGGGAUCGGACUGAUUAGUGCCGGUUAUCAUAUUCAGCAACUAUUUAUUUUCUAUUCUUAUAUUGAUUAUAUAUAUAUUGUUAUAUUGGUAUUAUCUCUGCCCCCCAUCUCGUUGUAAGAAAUAUACAUGUUACUCUUCUCACUGUAAAGAGGUUGGGGAGGCGUGUCACUGGCUUAUGAUUAUGAUUAUUAUGAUUGUUAUUAUGAUUAUUACUGGGCAACGGUUAGUGCUGUCUCUGGCUUUCAGGAAGGGGGACAAACGGAGACAGACAGACAGGUGGGAGGAGGAGUGAAUGGAUUAAUUGUAUAUUACUUUGUCGUUGCUUGUCCCUCUCUCUCCCUUUUUCUGUUUUUGGGGGGCAUGGAUUCUGUCUCUGUCUUGCAGGAA